This is a messenger RNA of Theobroma umbraticum, 2779 nucleotides long. RefSeq lists its product as uncharacterized. Gene Ontology annotation, cellular component: catalytic step 2 spliceosome. The record is from RefSeq and is a predicted model, not a curated record. Gene Ontology annotation, biological process: RNA processing. NCBI's taxonomy places the organism in Eukaryota, Viridiplantae, Streptophyta, Magnoliopsida, Malvales, Malvaceae. Gene Ontology annotation, molecular function: zinc ion binding; RNA binding.
GAAAAAUGAAAAUGGAUAAAUCAUCGCCUGCCUCACUCUCUUUCAACGAGUUCAAGGUUAUACUUUGGGAUGCCAUUAAAAGGUAAGGGACUUCAGAAACUCAGUAGGAUACAUGGAGUCUUCAUCUCUGAUGCCCGGUAAAGAUUCAAACAAGGAAUCACAGCUUAAGUAAGUUUUGAAAUGAUCGAAAGGCAUGAAAACAUGAAUUAGAGUCAUGGAAUCAUUGAAGGGAGUGACGAUCGUCUUUGUUGCAAGGUUUCUAUUUCUCUGAAAUUAGCACUAAAGCCUGAAUAAAUAGCUCAGUAGAGAGUUGAAAUGGGAUCAUCGGUUGCAGGAAGUAACAAAUCAUCCAGAAUUUUGAUGCCGUGUGCGUAUCACCAAUCUAAAUCAGCCGCAAUACUUUCCCCGCGAGCGUCACCCGCAUCGAGAAUCCUUUGAACAGGCCAACGGAUGUCAUGCCUUGCAGCUUCACCAAGAGUGAAUCAGACCCAGCCCAAGCCGCAACCCCUGGAAACCCACAAAAAGCCCAAGACCAUGAAUAAAAAAGGACAGCUGUCACCUCCAUACUUGUAAGAUUAAAGAUUGGGAUGAUUGGAAAAUCCUCCAACUAAAGGAAGCGAGCGCCUUUAAUUUUAUUUUGUAUUCUUUUUCCCGUUGAAAGUCUUUGCAGAUUCGCCAGUCACUGAUUCACCUUCUUCCUCAUUCUCAAAGUAAGUAUGGAAGGUCAGGGUAUAAUUAACCUUCCUGCUUCUAGCAAUUCAUCUGGAAGUGAGAGUGGUGAACUUCGUGAUUUCGAUGAUGGACCUUGUCAAGUAGAUUCUCAACCAAAUAAUGCUGAGACUAAAUAUGGUGAAGGAAAAGCGGAGAGGCUGGAGGUGAAUGAAGGUGUUAUUAAAAAUCCUCAGAGCGAUUUAAUUGUGGAAACGGAGGUAGACAACACUCUUGUUGAUGAUUCAUCUGACAUGCAAAUAAGUGAUGAAAUGACUGAAACUGUGAGAGUUGAAGAGACAUUGGAUGGCUUAAGCUUUGGAGCGCAUUCUGCAUCUUUUACAGCUGAUGGGAAAAUGGAUGGCUUAAGCUCUUCAGUGCCUACUAAAAAGCGCCGUCUUGAUGCCCAAAAUGGAAGUCCCAUCCAGAACAACAUGAUGGAUGGUAUUCCUAUAUCCGGUGUUAAGAGACCCCGGAUGACAUUUGAUGACCAGCAACCUUCUGUUCAUAUUGUGUAUAAUUUCUUAACAAGAGCUAGUAAACAGAAGCUUGAGGAACUUUUGCAGAAGUGGUCAGAGUGGCAAGCUGAACAUGGCACUUCAUCCCCGGAUGAAAACGAACUUAUAGAAUCAGGAGAAGGGACGUACUUUCCUGCUUUACGUGUUGGUGCAGAGAAGCCCUCUACUGUGUCAUUCUGGAUAGACAACCAAACAAGGAAUCCACAUGGUACAGAGAUCAUCACAUUGGAUAGUAACAUUGUGCCUCUUUAUGAUCGUGGAUAUUCAAUGUGUUUGACUUCAGCAGAUGGUUCAAGUAAUUUGGAAGGAGGCUUGGAGAUACAAGAUGAUGCUUCCCGUUGUUUCAACUGUGGUUCUUAUAGUCAUUCCCUGAAGCAAUGCCCGAAGCCUCGUGACAAUCUUGCUGUCAAUGCUGCUCGAAAGCAGCACUAUAAGUCUAAACGAAAUCAGAACACUGGUUCUCGCAAUGCAAUUCGAUAUUACCAGAGCUCUCAAGGUGGAAAGUAUGACGAUCUAAAGCCAGGUGUUCUUAGUGCUGAUACACGACAAUUAUUGGGCCUUGGGGAGUUUGAUCCACCGCCUUGGCUUAACAGAAUGCGAGAAAUUGGGUACCCACCAGGAUAUCUAGCUCCCGAUGAUGAGGAUCAGCCAUCAGGAAUUACAAUUUAUGCUGAUGGAGAAACCAAUGAAGAACAGGAAGAUGGGGAAAUUACUGAAGUCGUGCAUGGUGAGCCAGAGAAGAAAAUGACUGUUGAAUUUCCAGGAAUAAAUGCACCAAUCCCUGUAGAGGCAGAUGAAAAACUUUGGGCACCUGGUUCUUCAAGUUCUGAAUCAUCUAGGAGUAGGUCACACCAUAGAUUACACCAUUCUUCUGAACCUGGCAGCAGAGGGCAUCAUCAUGAGAGAAGGUAUUUGGGGGAUUUUGAAGAUGAAGGGCCUCCAGGGGUUGAUUCUAGAUUUAGCUCAUCUUAUCCCCCAAGGUAUGGUAAUUAUGAUUCUCCUCACAGUUUUCACAGUCCAAGAGAUCCUAUUCCAAGGCCACGAAGCCCAACCUUGGGAAGGUCCUAUUCUGACAGGGGUAGGAGUCCUUUGGUAUAUGAAGAUUUUGCUAGUCAUGGUUCCUAUAGUGCCACACACUACUCAUUGUCAGAUAGGCGAACUUCACCAAGAAUUCAUGGCUCAGCCAGAUUUGAAAGUGAGAUUGAUGAAAGAUGGGAGAACAGCUACCCUGAUUAUUCAUCUCGGUCAAACAGUCACCGAAAUCGCAGCAGGUGGUGAAUGGCAUUGUUGUAACUUUUGUAUUUGUCAUCAGAUUUUAUCAUUGCUUAGUAUUUACUUGCCCCAUGAGGCCAUGACUCCCUUCUUUAGGACGGUGCGCUACUGUUGGUUGUAGCCUAACUUGUAAAGAUUUCUGAAACAGAUGAUGUAUACAUGUGAUUUCAUGGCACCAGAUGGGGUGGGGUCCUUGUACAAUAAGUUAGAUAGGCCUCAGAAGAAUUUAAAGGAUUUCUUUUGCUUAGAUGUAUCCAAUGUCAUUCUCCAGUUAUCUUUUA